AUGAUAAGAAACAGAGAUUCCAUAGUGAUUAGAGAGUUCGAUGCGAGUAAAGAUAGUAAGAGCGUCGAAGAUGUGGAGCGACGGUGCGAAGUCGGACCUAGCGGCAAGCUUUGUCUCUUCACCGACCUUUUAGGUGACCCAAUUUGCAGGGUCCGCAACUCCCCUGCUUUCCUCAUGCUGGUGGCGGCAACGGGCGAAGAGAACGAGAUAGUGGGGAUGAUUAGAGGGUGCAUCAAAACCGUUACAUGCGGUCAAAAACUCUCCCGCGCUCCUCCUAAUCCCAAAACCCACCACCAUCAUCACUCUACCAACCACCACCUCCCUGUUUUCACUAAACUCGCCUAUAUCCUUGGCCUUCGCGUCUCUCCUGCUCACCGACGGAUGGGAAUUGGGAUGAAGCUGGUGAAGAAAAUGGAGGAAUGGUUCAGAGAGAAUGGCGCUGAGUAUUCCUACAUAGCCACCGAAAAGGACAACGUAGCGUCGGUGAAUCUGUUCACUGAAAAAUGCGACUACUCUAAAUUCCGUACACCGGCCAUCCUUGUCAAUCCCGUCUUUGCUCAUCCACUCCCCGUCUCCCAACGGGUCACUCUCCUCCCACUUUCACGCGCCGACGCUGAGAUUCUCUAUCGCCGCCGUUUCUCAACCACUGAGUUUUUCCCCCGAGACAUUGACGCUAUCCUCAACAACGUACUCACUCUUGGCACCUUCCUCGCCUUUCCACGUGGCAUUUACACGCCUCAGACUUGGCCCGGGUCGGACCGGUUCUUGCUCGACCCACCCGAGUCCUGGGCGGUUCUCAGCGUCUGGAACUGCAAUGACGUGUUUAAGCUUCAAGUACGUGGAGCGUCACGCUUAAAGCGGAGUCUAGCCAGGACGACACGGGUGUUGGAUAGAGCAUUUCCGUGGCUCAGGCUGCCGUCGGUGCCGGAGCUUUUCAGACCGUUCGGGUUGCACUUCUUGUACGGGUUGGGCGGUGAAGGAUCCGAGGCUGGGAGGAUGGUGAAGGCGCUGUGUGGGUACGCACAUAACCUGGCGAAGGAGAGAGGUUGUGGGGUUGUCGCGACGGAGGUCUCGGCUAGAGAGCGGCUCAGAGGCGCCAUUCCACACUGGAAAAUGCUGUCGUGCGAGGAGGAUCUUUGGUGCAUCAAGCGCCUCGCCGAAGAUUUCAGCGACGGCUCCGUGGGUGACUGGACCAAAUCACCACCUGGCUUGUCCAUUUUCGUCGACCCCAGAGAAUUCUAAAUCCUAAUCUUCUUCUACUCUCCUUCCAUUUCCGCCACCGCCGCCACCACCACCGCCAUUGCCGUUUUUUUAUCCCUAAAAGUAAAGCUGUACUUGGUUUUGUUUUUGUUUUUGUUUCUUUUUGUUUUUUAAGGAUUAGAAAGGGCAGAUUUUGUGCGAAAAAGCCAAAUGGGGAAAGGGGAAGGAAAGUUGUAACGGAUCAUAGAUUAUGGCCUUUUGUUGUA
Messenger RNA from Cucurbita pepo subsp. pepo (vegetable marrow), 1466 nucleotides. The record is from RefSeq and is a predicted model, not a curated record. NCBI's taxonomy places the organism in Eukaryota, Viridiplantae, Streptophyta, Magnoliopsida, Cucurbitales, Cucurbitaceae.